Erigeron canadensis is the source of this 1741-nucleotide messenger RNA. RefSeq names its product protein NRT1/ PTR FAMILY 2.7-like. Gene Ontology annotation, biological process: transmembrane transport; oligopeptide transport. Gene Ontology annotation, cellular component: plasma membrane. Gene Ontology annotation, molecular function: transmembrane transporter activity. NCBI's taxonomy places the organism in Eukaryota, Viridiplantae, Streptophyta, Magnoliopsida, Asterales, Asteraceae. The coding region runs from base 23 to 1738 and encodes 571 amino acids. The record is from RefSeq and is a predicted model, not a curated record. The transcript has 4 exons.
ACAUUGGAGUUACUAAUUAAAUAUGUCGCAGAAAGAUAUCGAAGGUGCUCAAAAGUGCAAACAACUUUUAACAGUUGAUCAAGAAGAAACAAACAACAACAUCAUAAAACAUAGUAAACGACGUCGUGGAGGAUGGACUACAUUCCCUUUCAUUUUAGGAUGUAUGUUUGGUUUAACCUUGGCAACAGGAGGCUGGAUAGGAAACCUGAUUGUCUACCUUAUCAGCAAGUACAAUGUGAAGAGCAUCGAUGCCACUCAGAUCAAUAACGUCGUCUUCGGCUGCUUCUUUUUAUUUCCCCUCCUUGCAGCUAUUAUCUCUGACUCCUUUCUCGGCCCCUUCCCAGUCAUCAUACUUUCCUCUCUUGUUUCUCUCCUGGGUAUGAUAUUAUUGACAUUAACAGCUGCAAUUCCUUCCCUAAGACCUUCAGCAUGUACGAACAUGUCGCUCCCGUGUGAGUCUCCAUCAAAGGCUCAGUACGGAAUCCUGUACAUAACAUUGGGGUUGGCUUGCAUCGGGUUUGGAGGGUCACGUUUCACCACGGCUACAAUGGGAGCUGAUCAGUUUGAGGAUUCUAACAGUAUUGGUAUCUAUUUCAAUUGGUACUACUGUCUCCUUUAUGUUUCAGGUACCAUAAGUUCGACCGCCAUAGUCUACGUUCAAGAUAAUGUAAGCUGGACCAUCGGGUUUGGGAUUUGUGUUGCUACCAACGUACUUGGUCUGCUACUAUUCUUGUCAGGAAAGAACUUUUACAAACGAAUCAAACCCAAAGGUAGCCCUUUUGCUAGCAUUGCUCGAGUUGUCGUUGCAGCAAUCAGGAAGCGAAAGGUUUCUCCAAGAAACCAAGACUAUUACUAUGACAUCAACGACAAAUCUAACACAAUCCCAUCAAAUGGUUUCAGGUUCUUAAACCGUGGGGCUUUGAAGCUUGAAUCAGAUGUUCUAAUAACAAGAUCAUGGAGCCUAAGUACUGUACAAGAAGUGGAAGACUUGAAAACACUAAUCAGAAUAAUGCCACUUUGGUCUUCUAGUGUUCUGUUAAGUGCUCUUGUUGGCAUGUUUAACAACUUUAUCAUCCUGCAAGCUCUGGCCAUGGAUAGACACCUUGGUGGUUCCAAUUUCAAAAUCCCUGCUGCAUCUUUCUUAUUUUUCAACACUCUAUCCACAAGUAUCUCAAUAUUCUUACUCGAUCGCUUCCUUUUUCCAAUGUGGCAAAAACUAAGCACUAGAUCUUUAACGCCUCUUCAAAAAAUAGGAAUCGGGCAUGUACUCAAUGUUGCCGGGUUGGUGUCCUCUGCCUUAAUUGAGGCACGUAGGCUACACGUAGCUAAAUCCCAUAAUCCGAUUGGCUCAGGCCCCACAAUUGUUUCAUUGGCAGCAUUAUGGCUUGUUGUACCUUUAACAAUAGUAGGAAUAAGUGAAGGAUUUCAUUUUCCAGGCCAAAUUUUGUUAUACUAUGAAGAAUUUCCAGUAUCUUUGCGUAGUACAUCCUCGGCCAUGAUAUCGUUGUUGGUUGGAGUUGGAUAUUAUCUUAGCACAGCGAUUACCAGCUUGAUUCGGAAAAGUACAACGUGGUUGAUGGAUGACCUAAAUGAUGGUAGAUUGGACAUGGUUUACUGGAUGCUAGCAAUAUUAGGGGUAGUCAACUUUGGGUAUUUCAUAAUUUGUGCUAAGAUGUUUAAGCAUAAAUUGAAAAACCAUGAUGAUCAGAGUCAUGUAGAAAAUGUUUCAACUUCUUGAAUA